CUCCAUAAUAUUCACAACGACACCGUUUAAAGCCCCUAAAAUUCUGCAAACAUAAAAUCAAAUAGAAACUUCUUCUAGUAUCAUCAUCAUCUCCCCCCAAUUGUAAAUCAGAUCAUCAUCAUCAAUGGCAAUUAGGGUUUCAAAUUACGUUUGCUUAUUUGCUCUAGUCGUUCAAUUUAUCGCUUCAAAUGCUUUGAUCUCCACGCCUGACGUCAAUCAGCAUCAUCCUAAAGCCAUCGCGGAUUUGAAAGAAGCUAUUGUCAAAGGAUUAGGGCUUCAAUCAGAGGAGCUUAAGAUAUCCGGUUUUGAUUCACGAGACGCGUUAGUGGGUCGAUCAGUGGCAUAUGAGUUUGAUGUGGAAAUUGAUGAUAAAGUUCUUCCAUUUAAGCUUUUGGAAGACGUGCAUAGAUGGGAAUAUGUGGAUUUACCUAUUUUCCGAGUGGAGGACCAGGCAAGAAGCACCGGUGACGAGAAAGGGCUAAUAAAGAAGAAGGUUACAGGUGAAAGGUUGCCUGUUUUGGCCCCGUUUCAGCUCGCAGGUCCCAUGGAGCUCUGGAUUCAGGAUGCCAAAGACAUGAGACUUUCUUUACCUCAUGACGUUGAUGCUGGUGAGCUAAGGAAAGUAAUCCUGUCUGAUGGUGCGGUGGUGACCGUCAAGGGUGCACGGUCUGUCAGCUUACGCCACCCAGUCGAGCUUCCGCUUCCGUUAAACAAGAGCCAAAACGGCUUUGCUUCCGGUCUCCUAACCCUAGCCGAACGUCUUCGACACGCUUCCACCUCCCAAAACCAACUCCUCUCUCUCCGUAUUGUGGGCCCCACAUCUCUCACAUCCCCGACCCCGUCAUCACCCUCUUCCAAAAACAAGCUCAAGCUGAAACGCCUGGCUCCUGGCCUCGUUCAGUUAUCCUCGGUUUCAAAAACCGCACUCUCAACCAUUGAUCUUGAAGGAGAAGCCCCGACUCUUCUCACCCCUGACCAGUUCACCACAUUCUGGCCGGUUACAUCUGUCAACGGGUCACACUCAAACUUACUCGGUUUAGAGAGGCUGCUCGGUUCGGUUUUAGGUUCAAAAGCCAGUAAAGAGGGGUCGUUCAAGUUAUUGAAAGCAGAUGUGUCGGCUCAUACGUUUGUUAAGAUGGGAUUUAGGGUUGAGAGGAAGCUGACCGGAGAUCUGUCUGAAUUUGGUCAGCUGCCCGAGUGGCGAACGAAGCCUGAAACCGUGAAAAUGCACUUUGAGGUGUUGGCUAAGGUGGACGGUGACAAGUUUGUACCCGAGAGGAUUAUGCAGGUUAAUCCUGUUCCUGUGGAACAUACCAUAGCACCGAGUGUUGCUACCGGAAAUACAAGUAUGUCAAAGGUGCCUGUUAUUUAUACUCCUUUUAGUCCAUUCUCAUUGUAAAGUUUCUAUAUGUGAUGGAUCAUAUAUUAAACAAAUCCUCUUGCUUAUCGUUCUCGGCUUUUAAAAGUUAUAUAUACAAAUACCUUAUGAUAUGA
Helianthus annuus (common sunflower) is the source of this 1494-nucleotide messenger RNA. RefSeq lists its product as uncharacterized. NCBI's taxonomy places the organism in Eukaryota, Viridiplantae, Streptophyta, Magnoliopsida, Asterales, Asteraceae. The transcript is spliced from 3 exons. The coding region runs from base 125 to 1399 and encodes 424 amino acids. The record is from RefSeq and is a predicted model, not a curated record.